Colletotrichum orchidophilum is the source of this 3684-nucleotide messenger RNA. RefSeq lists its product as uncharacterized. The transcript has a single exon. Lineage: Eukaryota; Fungi; Ascomycota; Sordariomycetes; Glomerellales; Glomerellaceae. The record is from RefSeq and is a predicted model, not a curated record. Gene Ontology annotation, biological process: mitochondrial RNA 5'-end processing. Bases 1 to 3684 code for a protein of 1227 amino acids. Gene Ontology annotation, cellular component: mitochondrion; mitochondrial envelope.
AUGCUUCGUGCGAAUACCCAGCGCCUUCGAAGGCUUGGAACUUCUUACAUAUGUGCGUCCUGCCGGCCAUGUCUCUCAGCACCAUGUCGGACGCGACCCCCCCUCUUCCAGACCACCGCCCUGGUUGGCGACCGAAGCUAUGCGAAGAAGAGCUCGAAGGCAACGCCUGCUUCCAAAGACGAUGCGAAACCUCAGAACGAUGCGAAAUCCGGGAACAAGGCCAUUCUUGAGAAGGAAAUUGAGGCCAAAUCUAGCAGCGAUACGAAACCUGAGAGCAAUGCGAAACCCACGGCCGGACGCAAGGCAAAGCCAGGGAAACCACCAUUCAAAAGACUUGAACGCAGAGUUCGACCGCAAGCUGAGUCACCGUCAAGCAAGAAGCCACGAACCAAGAACGACAAGCACACCGCUAAGGAGGAGCCGGAGGAGCCUCAACUGCCACCCGGGCCUGAUGUUAUAAAUCAGGUGUUCGAAUCUUUGAAAAAGCUUGAGCACAGCUACGCCUCUAUCAACGACAGGCUCUCGCAUUUUCAGGACGGCACUACGGAUGUGUCUGCCGGAGGAGCCAAAACCAGUUCUGGGAAGAAGGGAGAGCUGGACGCAUUUGUUAUGAAACAGAAAACCAAGCUAGGUGUGAGGCUCAAGACAAUUUCGGGUACUUUGGACGUCCUCAAGAGUGUCUUGCGCUCUCAGCAGAUUCCCCUCGACCAUCUCGCAAAGAGGCCGAGUACCACAGAAUCGUCACAGACUCCACCAAGUCCCUCUUCUAAGUCUAGAACCCAUGCACAUCAGUCUCGAGAGCUGCGCGUCAAAGUGCGAAAAGUGCUGCUCGGCGAGGAACGCAAGCCGAUCAACGAACAGCCAAAGAAGGACGGUUGGACAUCACUUGCGAGUCGCCUAAGUGGCGGCGACAAGACCCCAGUUGUUGCGGCUGCAGCGGCUGCAGCGGCUGCCGGUUUAUCGGCUGCCAAUGACAGGAAAUCACCGACAGCCAAGCCAAAGAAGCCCAAAAAAAGCGAAAAGCCUCUUGUCAACGUGAAGAGGGUGCGGGCGUCGACUCUCGAGUUGGUGCCCGUUCACAUACCAGACGCUCCCGAGGUGCCGAGACUCGCAUACGGUUUGGACAGAGCCUUAUUCAACCCCGGAGUGUACCAUAUGCAGGACCCCCGCUCGCGAGUCUACAACUUUGAUCCUUACCUCAGUAAUAUCAUGCCGAUCAACGAGUUCGAUUUCAAUGCGCUCCAGAAAUAUGUCACCUCUUCAAAGGAUACCACCUUGAUCGCGCUUGCGGCCAAGCUGGGUAGAAAGUACAGUGGUUCAACAUCCAGCAUGACCCAAAUGCUGUCACACUUCCACUUUUUGCUUUCUGCAUGGCGGCCUAUCAACCCUGCAAUGAUGAGCCGCCAGUUCACGCCUGAAUUUUCGACUUUUACUGCGAUAUCGCGGGCGCCAGCUGCCGCCUUUCUCCAUCUGAAUGAAGGUGUGUACGCAAUUGACGCCGACAAGGAGUAUGACACUGCCAGUAUCUUGAGCAUGCUUGGAAAGUCAAUGGAGAAGCUAUUGACGCUGCCGAAGGAGGAGUUUGAAAAGUACCGCCGUGCCAAUUCUGAUCAGAUCACCGAGGAGGAGCGCAACGCUGCCGAAGCCUUCCAUUACACCACCAUGGGCGACUUUCUCAUGCGCUCCCAGCUGGAUGCGCAUGAUCCACGGCUACCAGGAUCUGGAAUGUUUGAUCUCAAGACAAGAGCUGUAGUUACGAUUCGCAUGGACGCUCAAAAAUUCCAGAAGGGCCUUGGCUAUGAGAUCCGCCGCCGUUUCGGCCAGUGGGAGUCUUUUGAGCGCGAGUACUUCGACAUGAUCAGGUCUGCAUUCCUCAAGUAUUCCUUGCAAGUGCGAAUGGGCCGUAUGGAUGGCAUCUUCGUCGCCUUCCAUAACACGCAACGUAUCUUCGGUUUCCAGUACGUCAGCAUUAACGAGAUGGACUUGGCCAUUCACGGGACCCUUAACCGAUCCAUUGGCGACCAAGAAUUCAAGCUCAGCUUGCAUCUUCUCAACAAGGUCCUCGAUCGCGCCACUGAACGAUUCCCUGGCCGCUCCAUCCGGCUCCAUGUGGAGACGCGACCAACUGACCCUCCUUUCAUGUAUGUUUUUGCAAAGCCUGUUACAAAGGAAGAGAUCGAGAAGGUCCAAACAUCCAAUCAAGCAGCGGUUGCAGAGUUUGAGGAGCAGAUUCUUGGUAUGGCCUCAGAAGAGUCAUCAGGACCCGAAGUGCCGGAGCCGAAAGUCGAGCAACCAGCCAGCCAGGAGGAAGACGAGGAGGCUGUUAGCGUCGACGAGUCUAGUAACCAAUCAUGGCAGACGCAAGCCUUCUGGGAAGAAAUGCAGGAGAAGGUCAAUGAAGCAGUGGAAGACGAUGCCCUAGGGAUCGGCCAUGUUCGGGAGGCAAUCCAUGACGCGUUGGAGCAGAGCGCAUUGCUGAAGGCGAGAACACCUGAAGAAGCUCGCUGGUAUGUCGACGGCCUUUUGGAGGCCCUCACUCGCAACCAAGCUAGCGAGGCGCCCGACGUUGAUGGAAAGGAUAGCCAAUCAGUUGAGACGUCUGCCAGCGAAUCCAGCACCGCACCGGUCGACUCCGCUCAAGCUGGUGAAUCAAGUGCUGGACAACAAACCGAGGCGAUCGCUGGCGAGGAAACAGAGUCGGUUCAGGAGACAGACGAGGAGUCGUCGCAAAAUACAGAGGUGCGUGGCUCUCGGGAUCUUGGGCUGAAGGAUUUGAUCCUCCGAGUUGCUUCACAUGUCGACGAGAAAGUCGACGUGGACGAAACCGACAUUUCUGAAGAUGAUGCUGCUUCUGACGUCUCUAAACUGCGAACGUUCGAGCGAAUCCUCUCUAAGCUGGUUGCCGAGUCGAAGCAGUCAGAAGCCGAAACUACACCUUCGGCUUCAGAGACUGAGGAAGUAGUAGCUGAAAGCUUUGAGGAUUUUGCGGCCAGUACUAGUCAGACGGCAGCCUCGACUGAAUCUCCCGGAGACUCUGACCCCGACGGCAUAGCCCAGGAUGAAGAGAAACCUGAGCUCGAUGUUGUCGGUGACGAGCUUCUCGGAAUGGUCUUGACCGUGCGGAACAGGGUCAACGGCCAAUACGAACAGCGCCCCGACCCCAAGAUUCACAACCCUCACUGGAUGGUGGAAUACUCCAUUGAAGACCUCCCUGCAAACCGAGCAGAGACCAUCUACAGAGCACUACAGACACGACGCAGAAAGGUGCUCGCAGACGACCAGCGCGGAGACCGGCAAGAGACAUGGUACCAAUUGUGGCAGGGCAAGUUGGAAGAGAUGAGCAACAAGGGCAGGGAUUUCCGGAUGUGGGAGGACAUGAAGGCCCGGGAAUCGCCGGUUCACGUCGUCGACUGGGAUGAACCCCUGACUUACGAGGAAGCUUUCAAGCACAAGGCGCAGUGGAAGACGCUGUCCUGGGAUGGGCCGCUAGACGAGGUACGAGAGCAACAGUUGCGAGAGGCCGAGCUCCGAAAGGUCGAGAUGCGGGAGGCCGAGCUCCGAGAGAUCGAGAUGCGGGAGGCCGAGCUUCAAGAGGCCGAGAUGCGGGAGGUCGAGAUGCGGGAAGACGAGCAUGUGGACGAACCCGUGGACGAGCCGAAGAAGGACGAGCCGCGAGAUUCAUGA